Messenger RNA from Selaginella moellendorffii, 532 nucleotides. RefSeq names its product acyl-acyl carrier protein thioesterase ATL3, chloroplastic. Bases 47 to 532 code for a protein of 161 amino acids. Gene Ontology annotation, molecular function: fatty acyl-[ACP] hydrolase activity. The transcript is spliced from 5 exons. The record is from RefSeq and is a predicted model, not a curated record. NCBI's taxonomy places the organism in Eukaryota, Viridiplantae, Streptophyta, Lycopodiopsida, Selaginellales, Selaginellaceae. Gene Ontology annotation, cellular component: chloroplast.
UAGCGUUUCGCGCGAUUUUAGGGUUCUUGAUCCCUCUUUCCUAGCGAUGCCGCUCAGCAUUGGAUCUGCACGGGACAGCGUCAAGGGAGAAUUCUUUGGCCCGCAACAUAGCAUGAGCGAAGCAUAUGAAAUUGAGCUCAAGGUGCGCGAUUACGAGUUAAACAACUAUGGUCUCGUACAGAACACGGUGUACGCGAGCUACUGCGACCAUGCAAGACACGAGUUAUUUGAAGAGCUGGGAAUCAAUACUGAGGCUCUUGCCGGGACUGGUGCUGUGCUUGCGCUUGCGGAGCUCAACAUCAAGUACUUGAGCCCUUUGAAAUCAGGGGAUGUUUUCCUUGUUACGGCUAGGAUAACUGGAUCGUCGGCUGUGAGACUGUUUUUCGACCACAACAUUUACAAGCUUCCUCACAAAGAACCAGUGUUAGAGGCUAAAAGGAUUGUUGUUUGUCUGGACAAGAACGACAAACCAAUCAAAUUUCCAGCGCGCUUUAGAAAUAUACUUAAUUUAUUUAUGAGAAAUCAAGGAUAA